CGCACAUAUGCCUUCCGCUCCUGAGGUGCCAGGCAGGAAAGUGUCUGGCACAUAUGACGCGAAAACGUCUCCGGCGUCGCCGCCGAAGGUGAAGCGCCGGGAUAGCAGCGCCAGCAUGACGGACGAGCUAUUUCGCAUCUCGCGGCAGAACAGCAUGACCAGCGUCGGCGGCGAGGAUUUCGCGGACAUCGAGGUGGCGCAAACGCUCGGGCCCCGUGCCUCGCCGACGCCGGCCUUUCUCCCACCCGAUGGCCGGCAGCUGAGUCGCUCCGUGAGCCGCGUGCAGCUCAAGCGUUGGGCGUCGGACGGCUGGAGGAAGGCGCGCAGCGCCGGCAACUACUGGCUCCUGUUCGGCAUCGCGGCGGCGCUGCUCUGGAUUAACCUCGACCACGAGUCCUACGAGUACUUUCCGGCCGAGCCGCACUACGCCCCCUUCGGCAACAAAGCCGUCAUCUUCGACCACCCGGCCCUCGCGCCGCUGAUCGCCACCGUCGGCGGGGCGAAGCGAGACGAGAAGCUCGGCUGGCCCGAGGUGAAGAAUGGGUGGGGCGUCCCAACCGCGACGGACAUCUCCCUCGCCUGGGUCAUCGCGCUGGCCGUCUUCCCUAAGGGGCACCCUGCGAUCGAGUUCCUGCUCCUCCUCGCCGUCGCCGACGACGCCAUCGGCCUCGGCAUCAUCGCGAUUGCCUACCCCGACCCGCACCACCCGGUCCAGCCGCAGUGGAUGGGCCUCGCGCUGGUCGGCGUGCUCUUCGCCUACCUCCUCCGCCGCUGCGGCUGCAUGUCGUGGGGCGCCUACCUCGUCCUGGGCGGUUUCCCCGCGUGGGUGGCCCUCCUCAAGAGCGCACUCCACCCGGCGCUACAGAGCACUCUCUGCGACGCGGGCGUCACGUGCACGCUCGACUCGCGGCGCGUCUCCGCCGCGGUGCGCAGGCGGCUGGGCUGCUUUGCUUGCCUGCUGUGCGGCGACGAGGACGGCGACAGCUCCCACGAUGACGAGUUGAUGGGGCGGCACGCGCACGCGCCGCUGCACGCAUUCGAGCACGCCCUCAAGGUGGCCGUCGAGCGAAGGGGGUACCCCGCCUUCACCCUGAAGGCCCUUCGCCCGCUGACGGUCGGCGUCUUCACCGCCCUCGUCGCCGGCAAGAUGCUCGGAAUCACGACUCUCGUCUGCCUCGCGAGCUGCUUGCGCAUCGCCCCGCUCGCCGAAGGCAUCAUACCCCGACGCAUGACGCUGCUCGACGUGGUGAUGGUGUCGGCCGUCGCAUCCGUCGGUUUGACCGUCGCUCUGUUCGUCUCGGGCGAGGCGUACCAGCACGAGGAGCUGCAGUCCGAGUCGAAGCUAGGCGCUCUGCUCUCCGGCCUGAUGGGGCUCGUCUGCUAUGGCAUCUCGAAGAUGUCCUGCUGGCCGCACAACAAGAAGCCGUCGCUUGCGGGAAUGGACGCGAGCAACACGAGCCAGGUCGGCCCCGCCAACGACGGAGGGGCGCCCGACGCGGGCUUGAGUCGGAAGGACAGCGCAUGCAGCGCCACUGCGGUCGUCGACGGCGGCCUCGAUGAGAGGUCAUUGGACGGGCACGACGCCGCUGGCAUCUGGGGUGCCCGCGGGGGGCACAAUUCAAGCUGUAGGAGCAGCAACAACGGCGAGGGUGACAAAGACCGAUACUCCACGCCCGCCGCGUACGCAGCCACCGCUCAACAGCACGCGUGGCUGAAGCAGGGCGCGCCCCAGAGGCAGAGGUGGCACCAUUCCUGAGAGCACCCGCCGAACGGGGCGACGAACGGCGUGCGUCGUCUCGCCCCACCCGAGAGAUGGUAGGAGUGGGACAGAGAGAGACGGGCCGGGCAACAUCGGACUAUCACACCACACACAGCUUCGUUCCCUCGGCGCGGUGUGUGGUGUCGUGUCAGGGUCGUGUGUCGGGUAAUGUGGGGCAUGUUUGGCUUUGAGUAUUGAGACACGUGCGAGUGAGAAUUG
Molecule: messenger RNA, 1978 nt
Organism: Emiliania huxleyi CCMP1516
Lineage: Eukaryota; Haptophyta; Isochrysidales; Noelaerhabdaceae
Exons: 16
Coding region: 8-1756 (582 amino acids)
Biological process (GO): sodium ion transport; regulation of pH
Cellular component (GO): membrane
Molecular function (GO): sodium:proton antiporter activity
Source: RefSeq, a predicted model, not a curated record